Fomitiporia mediterranea MF3/22 is the source of this 825-nucleotide messenger RNA. RefSeq lists its product as uncharacterized. NCBI's taxonomy places the organism in Eukaryota, Fungi, Basidiomycota, Agaricomycetes, Hymenochaetales, Hymenochaetaceae. The transcript is spliced from 2 exons. The coding region runs from base 1 to 825 and encodes 274 amino acids. The record is from RefSeq and is a predicted model, not a curated record.
AUGGCAGAGAACUUCAGUGUACAGGAUCUCCAGCUCGUACGCCUGUUCUACGAGGACAAAGAGCACUUCUCUAUCGAAAUCAACAAGCUCUACAUUAUCAUGAUACGUCGAAGGUCUGGAAAUGAGAAACAUCGCGGACACGAGUACAUAUGGUAUUGGACGUGGGAUAUCACAAUAAACAAGACUCUUAUAUGUUACGGUUCACUCACAAUGGUUCCUCAACCUCGUCUAACAGGAUAUUUUGACGUGGCCGAAGAGGACGGAGAGGAACGCUUGAAGACUCGCAUCCCAGACUUUGGUAUCAUUCGCCACGUUGGACCUCGAGUUGUGACUAGGGAUGACGAGGAAGAGGAGGAGCCACCUUACUCAAGGUUAGUCGGUGUUGGAGAGAUCAAACCUGCUCCUGUUGACGGGUCAACAAACCAAAUCGAACUUGCAGUUUCAGAAGCAACUUCCUCGCUUCGAGCACAACUUGGGAUCUUGUUUAUUGCCUAUCCUGAGAUAAGUGACAUUGUUGGCAUCUCCAUUGCUGGAGAAUACUGGACAUUUGAGACUAUGCGAUACGAAGAUUUCGAGGACGCUCUUUAUAGUGACGACUCGAAUGCCUCCUACAUGCCCAGUGACGAGCCAUCUUCCGACCCUUUAAAUAUCACUGGUCCUUGGCACUCUUCCUCAGAUCCACCAGACGAACCUGGUAGUGAUGGACUUCCUCAACACUCAAUUUACCGUUUGCAGACAUCUGAAAGCAAUGCUGCAAUUAACCACAUGAUUGAUGAUAUUAAAAACUUAAGUGCCUGUGGAAGGUUUGAGGGUGCCCCUUUCUGA